AUGAAUACCGAAUUAGAAAUUACUAAUAGAGAGCUCAGCGACUUACAAAAUCUUUAUUCUUCUGAUACAGAAAAGUACAAAAAGCGAAUAAAUGAGUUGUUGAAACAGUUAGAUGAUGCUCGAAAAUAUGAAAGUACCACCAAAAUCGAUGAACAAUUAAAUAUGCUAUCAGAAUUUAACGAAUUAAAAUCAAGAUAUGAGCAAAUAAUUAUUGAGCACGAAGCAUCAAUUUCAAAGCUUAAUGAAGAGCAUGCGGACGUUAUUGCUGUCAAAGAUAAUCUCAUUCGUUGUCUUCAACGUGAAAAAGAAGAUCUUUCAAAUCAAUUCACUGACUUUAAAAAAGAGGCACAAAACACUUUGGACACUGUUCAACAGCAUCUCCUAAAUACUCGUGAAGAAAUUGUAUCUAUAGUUAAUGAGAACAAUAAUUUAAAUGUUUCCAAUGUCAAACGCUCUCAACAAAUCGAUUCAAUAAUAAUUUCCGUUUCACAUCUACCUCAAAUAUCUGAUUGGAUUAAGGGUAACCCUGACGAUGAUGGUUAUGCUCCUGGAACUUUUCAUAGAUGGUGUGAUGAUUACGGUGCACCUACAUUAAUUGUAAUUAAACUUACUGAUUCUUGUCAGAUUAUUGGUGGUUACAAUUGUUUUUCUUGGAAAUCUCCUUUGAUAUUUGCAACCACUCAACAUGAUGAGCAUGCUUUUAUCUUUUCCUUAUGUGAUAAAGAUGGUAACAGAGAAAAAGCUAAAAUCGCUAGACCUAAACGAAUUAAAAAGAAUCACUAUAAUAGUAAAAAGGGCAGUUUUGAUUUACAAUUGCAAAAUCGUCUUUGUUAUUGUAAACAACGUGAUUAUGAUGACAGCAUUACAGAUCACUCUGGACUUUUCGAAUUUGAUGAUUUUGAAAUUUUCC
Molecule: messenger RNA, 910 nt
Organism: Racocetra fulgida
Lineage: Eukaryota; Fungi; Glomeromycota; Glomeromycetes; Diversisporales; Gigasporaceae
Source: the annotation of a GenBank genome assembly